Messenger RNA from Orbicella faveolata, 2743 nucleotides. RefSeq lists its product as uncharacterized. NCBI's taxonomy places the organism in Eukaryota, Metazoa, Cnidaria, Anthozoa, Scleractinia, Merulinidae. Gene Ontology annotation, molecular function: nucleic acid binding; protein binding. The record is from RefSeq and is a predicted model, not a curated record.
AGAGAUUUUUUCAGGAUGAUACAUGCUUUUGAGUUUUGAGAAGAUGGAGGGCUCUUUACCGGAACUUCUCCCUGUGUCCUUUUUUUUAGAAUCCUCCGUAGGAAAAAACGAUAAUGACUGUACAUUUUGCUGCAAUGCCAUGCGAACCUUACACAGCCCAUAUAGUGCAAGGAAAGCCAUAUUUGUUUGUAAUGUUUGUCCCUGUGCUAACGACAUAGUGUAUGCCAGUAUAGGUUCGAAUAAUGUAGAAGUUUGCUGCACGUGUCCAUGAACGUUGAUAAUGUUUUCAUGCGCUAAGAAUUGUGGGUUAAUGUACCAGUCGCCAUCUUUUUUCCCUACGGAGGAUUCAGAUUCGGCUUGCUAAGAGUAAUCUUUGCUCGUCAGGAAUGUGACCCUGAAUUGAGAGCAGGCGAGCCUCUCCUACAGGAAGUCAUUUUGUGCGGAAGAGAGCUGACACAAGACAAUCUGCUUGACGACAACGAGAAAGAGAAAAUCACACGUGACACGGCGCAGUUGUUGGAACACUAUGACCACUUGAGAAACUUUAUUGACGACGAGCAAGAGAGGUUUGUAAUCUCUGUUAUUAUCUAUAUUCGAUUAUUAUUGCAGUGUAUUGUAAAUUAAAAAAAGUUACUUUUACAUAUAAGAAAUAGAUGCAAAGUUUCUAAUUAUAUUUUUAAAAGUAAAUCAGCCGUGUAAAAAAAGCAAAGAGUACACCUAUCCUAGCUACAGUAGUUUAUCUUAGCAAAUAUCUUUGUAAUGCAAGUGACUUUUAAUGAAAUGAAGUGUAAGUGCUGCCGAAAUAAAAAUUUUAAAAAAUCUAUAUUCGACUAUUUAACAGCAGACUAUUUCUACCUCUUGUUGGCUCAAAAAAGGCCGCGACACAAAGAGGAAGUGACGUCAUUAUUCUUGGUACAUUCUGCUUCCUGCCGGUAAAAUGCUUAGAAUAUAUUCCAGAAUCGGAAUAGCGACUAAUUGGACUGGAUAUUCGGGGAUAUUCUUAUUAUUUUUGUUUUGGAAUAAGAUCAAUCGAGCAUACCUUUUCACAAUACUCAAACUGGUGUGUAGGGAAAAGCACUUAAAAAAAAAUCAAGUGAAGAUUAAUCGUGAGAGGUUUUAUUUCUCCAAAUUACAAAGGUUUUUUUCAGUUCACUGCAAAUAUUCGAGAAGUUCGACCUUAGCCUGAGUCAAAACUAAUGGGCAAAAUGACAUAGAAACAAAAAGUCUCAUUGAAGAGGUGUGAAACUGAAAUCAAAACUGCAUAGCUUUUUAUCAUUAAAUUUUUCCAUAACCUGACGUAUUUCCUGGCCACUGUUAUCUCUUAAGCCUCGAUAAACUCUACAAGGAGAUGGAAAAGCAAAACAAGAUCCGCGACUGGGAGACAAAGCGAGAUGACUUGAACAACAAACUUGACUUGUGCGAGGAAAGGUUGCGUAAUCAAGAACAAGAUCAGAGGCCGGACGACUUUAAAGCCUUCGCCGAGGAGGUUAGUGCUCUUGAGUCGGAGGCAACAAAUGUUAUGGACAGCGGAAAUAAACUUUUACAAAGUGAAAGUCUUAAUAUCAAUCAGAUAGAUCGAUUGUUCAAAGACGUACACGACAUCGAAGACAGAUACGAGGAUCUCAAGAACAGGAUCAAUGACGUAUUGAGGUAAUUUCAUUGGUUUUAGCGCAAAUCUUUUAAUCAUCUAUCAGCUAAAGUGCAAUCAGAUUUAGGUUAGUUCAGUCCCUGAAUUCUCCCUUUCCCGCGCUAUACAGGGGCUGUAUCCAGCUCGAGAAGGGGGGGGGUACUCCCCUAUUUGGAUUAUGUUGGUAUGUGCGGCCCCAAAGGGUAUGGUUUUUAGCCUUAUAGGGUGUCGAUUUUGGCUAUUUGGGUCUCAAAUAGGGAAUGGUUUUUACACUCUAGUCAUGAAUUAUUAUGACUGUUAAAAGAAGCUAUCCCAUCUAAUAAAAGCAAAUAUGCAUUUCCUUUAACACUGGUCUGAACUAGGGAACUAAUUACAAGGCAGGUCUGAAACACGGUAUUGAUUGAAGAGUGAGGUCGUCAGUAGGGUAUCGAAUUUUUGGUCAGGUCAUAAAUAAGGUAGGUAAAAUCGCAGAUUUUGGUCUUAAAGAGCCUAAAGGUUUGGGAAGCGGGCAUCAUAACCCUACCCAAUGUUUCUGGGAGUACGCCCUGGGGAACCCAGGCGGGAGAAGACUGCCUGAUGGGGCACUCGGCUCGAAGACCUUACCUUUCGGUGAUUUUGAAUUUGUAAUCUUUAGAGAGGAAGGGACCGAAAGAACGAUCAAGCUAGAUACGUGGCGCAAGAUUACACAGAAGUCAUCAACUGUAAUUGCUGACAGCCGUUCACAACUUGAUGAGAUUAAAUCUACAGAUCCCUUUACCACGUCUGAAAUACAAGAACAGCUCGAGGAGAUACAGGUGAAAAAAAGUGGCUAAACCAGUUAAGGUUAAUUAAGUUUCUUUAAUCACGAGCGUGUUUAGUCGCUAAACUAAUCGCCCUCUUACUCACGUAUUCAUUUGGCUGCUUAUUUAGGCAGCUAAUUAUUGUAGCUAUUCUAGGCAUUUUUACCUACUCUUUCACUUGCUCACUCGUCCUCUUGUUCACCCAUUUCUUCUAUCACGUGUUGGCUUGCUCACUACUCACUUGCUUUGUCGUUCAGUCCCUGAGCACAUUUUGUUUUGGUUUUAUUAUUAUCAUAUUUUCCUUAUUUUAAUUAAUGAAUUUUUUGUAAUAGUGUGC